AUGGAAAACCUGAAGGAAGAAAUAAAAACAUUAAAGAGAACUGACGUUGAAACGUUUAAGAUCAUUGAAACAUUUAGUGAGGCUGAAGUUAUAAGCAGCAAUAUCUACACAAGAUGGGGCCGACGAACGUGUCCUGACGGUGCAGAAUUGGUUUACGAAGGGUUUGCAGUUUUGGGGACCGUUUAUUCUAUGCGAGAACCUGUGUGUUCAAGGUUUCACUAUGAGGAAAAACUCUUAGAAAAGAUGGUAAGAUCGGAGUUUAAAAUGGAUGCAAUGGACGAAAACUUGAAAGCAAUCACUGAUUCAAUAGAGGAAAGGUUUUCAGACAUUACAAAAACGGUUGAGGACCUGAAGAAUGAAAUAGAAACAUUAAAAUCAGCUGACGUUGAAACAUCAAAGACGGUUAAAUCAAUAAAGGCAGAUAUUGCACGCAGCAGUAUCUACACCAGAUGGGGCCGACGAUCGUGCCCUGGUGAUGCAGAAUUGGUCUACGAAGGGUUUGCAGGGGGUGGCAAUUAUGCACAAACAGGAGGAAGCAGUAGUUACGUAUGUCUACCCAAAGAUCCUGUCUUUGACGGCGACGGACAAAAUUCGAAGCAUGUUGCCUUCCUUUACGGUGCCGAGUAUCAAACAAGUACAGCGACUUUCCUCUCUAACGUACAUGACAAAGAUGUCCCCUGUGCUGUCUGUCGCGUUAUAGGAAGAGGCGUAGUAAUGAUCCCAUCGAGGAAUACCUGCUACAGUGGGUGGCAGAAGGAGUACUCUGGCUACUUGAUGUCGGAAUAUUACCAACAUGCUUCAAACAAGGAAGUAAUUUGUAUGGACGGAACUCCUGAGGAAGCCGAAGGAAAUGACAAUGACGUAACUUACACGGUGGAAGACCUAAAGAAAGAAAUAGAAACAUUAAAGACAGCUGACAUUAAAACAUUAAAGAGAUUUGAAACAUUGGGGUCAGCUCAUGUAGCAAGCAGCAGUAUUUACACUAGAUGGGGCCGACGAUUGUGUCCUGGUAGUGCAGAACUGGUUUACGAAGGGUUUGCAGGGGGUGGUCAUUAUACACAUAAUGGAGGAAGCAGUAAUUACAUAUGCCUACCUAAGGACCCUAUCCUUGACGGCGAUGGGCGUAGUUCGAGCAGCGUUAAUCUCAUUUACGGUGCUGAGUAUGAGACAAGUGACGCGACCUUUCACUCGAACUUGCAUAACCACGAUGUUCCAUGCGCUGUUUGCCAGGUUGUUGAAAGAAGCAUUGUCAUGAUUCCAGCGAGGAAUGUCUGCUACAGCGGAUGGCAUACAGAGUACUCUGGGCAUUUAAUGUCAUCUUAUCAUGGUCAUGCUGGGAACAAGGAAGUAGUUUGCGUAGAUAGAUCUCCUGAGGAAGCCGAAGGAAAUGAUAGUGGGAAUCAGAACGGUGCAUUGUUUUACUUUGUUCAGAUUGGGUGUGGGGCGCUAAAAUGUCCACCUUAUCGCGAGAAUGUAGCGCUAACUUGUGUUGUUUGUUCCAAGUAG
Mya arenaria is the source of this 1506-nucleotide messenger RNA. RefSeq lists its product as uncharacterized. Bases 1 to 1506 code for a protein of 501 amino acids. The transcript is spliced from 4 exons. Lineage: Eukaryota; Metazoa; Mollusca; Bivalvia; Myida; Myidae. The record is from RefSeq and is a predicted model, not a curated record.